AUGGCUACAUCUAGCUGCGAAGAUGCGUCAAAUGACAGCGUCAAUAUAUAUCCCACUGGAUUCAUACUCCUUAAACCCGUAGUCCAUCACUACCCCUGGGGAGUAACGGGUGAGACAUCCCUCGUCUACAGGCUCUACAGCCAGUUCAUGGACGCGAACUCUGCCUCGUCGACUCCACCUACCCUGGAGGACAGGUACGCCGAGCUCUGGCUUGGUACCCAUACUAGAGGCCCUUCAACUGUCGUUUCCCCGCAGGGCGACGAGCCACUCUCGGCACACCUCAAGAGGCUCCAGUCUCUCUCUCCGAGAGAUGGCAAGGAAUCCGAGUAUCUCGGCUUCUUGCUUAAGGUCCUGGCCAUAGACAAGCCACUUUCCAUUCAGCUUCAUCCAGAUGCGGCCAUAUCAUCGCAGUUGCUGAUUGCGGGGCACGCGUCAAUAACUGAUAACCGAGAAAAGGCCGAAGUUUGCAUCGCGCUCACGCAGUUCGAGGCACUUUACUCAUUGAAGUGGCUUAAGGAGAUAGUUUCUGAGGCACAGCAGGUGCCGGAGUUUGGAGAGUUUCUUAAGGCCUCUGGAUGUGGCGACAUUUUGGCCAUUACGGAUUUUUCGGAUUCUAAAGAGUGUUAUAGGCAAACGAUUCGUAUUGUACAGUGUAUUUUAGGUUCAGAGAACAGCGGUGAUGAGUUGUUAGCCCAGUUGACCUCAAGACUAGAGCACGCAGCUGAUGUGGGUUCGAGUCUGAGCGCGUGCGAAGAACUGCUUUUGCGUUUGCACCAAUCAUUUCCUAACGAUUCAGGCAUAUGGUUCGGACUGAUUAUGAACUACGUAAGGAUUGAACCGGGAAACGCGCUCUUUGUCCCCCCAAAUACGAUUCACUCUUACAUAUCAGGUACCUGUGUAGAGUGCAUGGCAAGUUCUGAUAAUGUUAUUCGUGGAGGCCUCACAAGGAAGCAUACAGAUCACAAGGCCGUAUUACAGUGCCUGAACCGCACGUUUAAUACUCAUUCUGUUUCUUUUAUUGAUCCAGUUCCAGUAGACAAGGAGCAAUUUAUCGUACUAUACGAGGUGCCCCACAUUUCCUGUAAUUUUUCUGUGGCCCGGAUUUGCGUACCACCUGGGGAAAGGGUCGAAUAUGUCCCCAAAUCUCAGAGUAAAUGUGCCAUUGCAAUUGUCAUUGCCUCCAAUCCUAGCGUGGAAUUUUCUGCGGUUCCUAUUAGCCCCAGGACAACCUCCCCCACCGCCGCCGAUGAGCGUUACGGGACUUUACUCGCACCCAAAUUGGGUACAGCGUUACUUAUCUACCCUGGAACAUCAAUCCGUGUCUACAAUGGUCACAACGCUUCCAUUUGUGGGGAUUCCACUGUGCCCGAAACGUUUAUGUUGCCAGACGUCAGCGCCUGGUUCGUAAUGUUUAUCGCAUACUCUAAGGGCUGCACGUGA
Molecule: messenger RNA, 1440 nt
Organism: Babesia microti strain RI
Lineage: Eukaryota; Apicomplexa; Aconoidasida; Piroplasmida; Babesiidae
Product: mannose-6-phosphate isomerase
Exons: 1
Coding region: 1-1440 (479 amino acids)
Biological process (GO): GDP-mannose biosynthetic process; carbohydrate metabolic process
Cellular component (GO): cytosol
Molecular function (GO): mannose-6-phosphate isomerase activity; zinc ion binding
Source: RefSeq, a predicted model, not a curated record